AUAGAUUGCUUAUAUCUGUCAAAAUUUGUAUACAACAUUUGUUUAAAGUUACCAUAAUAACUAUUUCUAUUAUUAUAAUUGAUCAUCUUUAUGUCAACACAGGGGCAGGCAUAGGUAUACCGAUCAAUCACUGUGGGGUAUUAGAACACGAUGGGAAAUUACAGUUAGAAAAAAAGAGAUACACUGAGGAAUUCAUUAUAGAAAUAGGUAUUCCCGCCUCAGGAGUAUAUAACAUAAAACGUGGACAUUAUUUAGACAGAAUCUGUGGAAGACAGAACAAGAUGCGUGUAUUGUAUUGUUUCAUUUUUGUAUUGCUUAUUGAGUGGUCGUAUUCAGACUGCGGUGUGGUCACCAAGAAGGAAUGGGAUGGACUGCCUGCGCAAAGAGUGGAGUACCUUCCCCGGCCCGUAAACCUGGUCAUCAUUGAACACACAGGUGGCCAGUCUUGUGGUACCCCUGACAAAUGCAAGGAGGAACUUCGCAGCUCACAGCUUCAAAUGAUUAUGAACAAUUAUACUGAUAUUGCGUACUCUUUUAUGGUUGGUGGAGAUGGAAAGGUUUACGAAGGCGUCGGGUGGGUACGUGCAGGCUCUCAUACGUACGCCUACGACCAUAAGUCCAUCGGAAUUGCUUUCAUUGGCAAUUACAAUAACGAUACACCAACAGCUGAACAACUUGAAGCUGUAAAGGGUCUGUUGAAGUGUGGAGUGGAUGAAGGACACCUAACGCCUGACUACCAUAUCGUUGGACAUAACCAAGUCCUCGCCAAAACUCAGAGUCCUGGUCGCAAAGUGUAUAAUGAGAUAAAAAAGUGGCCACACUAUCUGGAUAAAGUCGGCCAGAUUUAAAAUGAUGUAAGAGUUUAAGCCUAUGCGUAUAAAGUUAAACGAGCUGAGGAUGCACUCCGACUUCAAAACGCGCAGUAGCUUCACUUAUUAUCAGUAGGGUCACUUUAUCAUGCCCGUCUAAAAAAAUACAGCUAGAACUACAUCGUUUGCCAUAUAAAUAUGUGCACUGAAAUUGCAUAAUAAAACAGUAUUUGUAAAA
Molecule: messenger RNA, 1047 nt
Organism: Manduca sexta (tobacco hornworm)
Lineage: Eukaryota; Metazoa; Arthropoda; Insecta; Lepidoptera; Sphingidae
Product: peptidoglycan recognition protein
Exons: 5
Coding region: 282-848 (188 amino acids)
Biological process (GO): peptidoglycan catabolic process; innate immune response
Molecular function (GO): peptidoglycan binding; N-acetylmuramoyl-L-alanine amidase activity; zinc ion binding
Source: RefSeq, a predicted model, not a curated record